This is a messenger RNA of Aedes aegypti (yellow fever mosquito), 649 nucleotides long. Its product is annotated as serine protease 7-like. Gene Ontology annotation, molecular function: serine-type endopeptidase activity. Gene Ontology annotation, biological process: proteolysis. The record is from RefSeq and is a predicted model, not a curated record. NCBI's taxonomy places the organism in Eukaryota, Metazoa, Arthropoda, Insecta, Diptera, Culicidae. Bases 13 to 468 code for a protein of 151 amino acids. The transcript has a single exon.
UAACAUUCUUCUAUGAUUACAGAUACGUUUCAUACGUUUCCAUCUAUUUCAGAUCACAUCCAACCGAUUUGCCUUCCCCUAACUAAAAAUCUAAGAUCGGCCGAGGUGGGAAGCUACAUCAUUACCGGGUGGGGGACAACGGAAGAGAACAAACUAUCCCUAUCGCUCAAAAAGGCAACCAUUCUGGCGGUGAGUGGUCACGAUAAAUGUCGCCGACUGUUUGCCGGAGAGCAGUAUGACCCCAAAGCAAUCUACACCGAUCAGUUCUGUACGGUAUCGGAGGAUUCGCCGGCUUACUGUUACGGAGAUGGCGGAGGACCGCUGGGUCAAACGGUGCGGUUCAACGGAAUGCGUUUCGUACAGUUUGGAAUCUUCUCGAACGGAUGGGGUGAAUGCCAUCGGUCGAAUAUUCUUUUUACAAGAGUGGGCGCCUAUAUGGAUUGGAUUUUGGCCAAUGUAAGAGCGUAGCAGUGGAUGAAAUAUUCGGGUGUGUACAUCUUCUAUAAACGAUUGCAAUAUCCUUUAAAAUUUUAGAACAUAGUCACUACAAUUAGAAGAUGAUAAGCUGAACUUGUGUUAUUAUUAUUAGUAAAAUUUAUAAAUGAAGGAAACAUAGAAAAUCAUUACUGUAAUAAAAUUGAUUAAAUUG